This is a messenger RNA of Cotesia congregata, 540 nucleotides long. The record is from the annotation of a GenBank genome assembly. Lineage: Eukaryota; Metazoa; Arthropoda; Insecta; Hymenoptera; Braconidae.
AUGAACGAAGAAUCUCGAUGUGGAGAGCUGCAACAAUUAGUUAGGGAAGAAGAAGAAGAAGAAAAUGAAGAAACUACAAUAAAUGCCAGUGGCGAGGCCACUCCGCCAACUAGUCCAGAUAAGUCUCAGCCUAGUAAAAAUAAUUACAUUCCUCAUGCAUCCUCAACCAGCUCUGAACAAGCUACCAGCCAAGGAUCAAUGGUCUCUGGAAAAGUUAAUUCUCAUGGAAAUCACCACCAAUUGUUACAACAAUCCCGGGUUAUGUAUGUUAAUGAAAAAGAUAAACAGCGGUCUAGUAAAUCAGAUUUUACUAGUAGAACUCGUCAGCACAGAGGCAAAGACUGCAGCAUGGAACAAAUGACAGAAAUCAGAGAGCAGCAAGAAAGAUUAGCCCGAAUGCACUUUGAAAUUGGGCAACAGCAGCCCCGUCAUCAAGAAAAAGACACCAGUGGCCCUGGACAGUCUAGUGCAAACAUGCGACACCUUCUUCACAGACUCCAACAGCUCAGUAUGUGCAUUGAGAAACUGCACAACAAAUAA